Molecule: messenger RNA, 274 nt
Organism: Paraglomus occultum
Lineage: Eukaryota; Fungi; Glomeromycota; Glomeromycetes; Paraglomerales; Paraglomeraceae
Source: the annotation of a GenBank genome assembly
GAUGCGUUAAAAGCCUUUCUGCUUCUACUCAUGUCGCCUAUAAGCCUUGCCAAUGUUGCCGACAUUUCUUCAUCCGAUGAGUACAACACUUGUGAACGGAUACGGAGUUGCUGUUUGUUAAAGGCGUUUCGUAAGCAUUCCAUGAGUAUGUCUCUAAUAUCACAAAUAUAUUAUCGUAUUUCAAGCCUAGUCUUGAUAAUAUUCGAAGCGCUUCAUUUGAUUGAGACUCAGUGUCGACGCAAGAUAGACGUUGUGAUAUGUGAGACAACGAAUG